CCUUCUUUUUUAAAAAGCUCACUCUCCAAAAAAGGUACCUGGAGGUUUCCAAACCAAAAAUGAAAAGCAUUUGUUUUUAUUAAAAGAAAAUGUGGUUCCAUCUGAGUAGGCUUUUUCCUCCUAUGAUUCUCUUGAUAGCUUAUCUACUAUCAUGUCAGGAUACAGUUGCAGCACGCAGUAAGCUAACAGGAUUGCCAUCCCAGAGGAGAGCAAGAAGACAAGCUGGAACACCUGCUCCCAUCGAUUGCCGCCUAAGUCAGUGGUCAGGAUGGACCGAAUGUUUCCCUUGUCAAGGAAGAAAACACAGAUAUCGAACUUUGCAACAGCCAGCCAAAUACAAGGGGAGCAUAUGUACCGGCCACCUUUGGGAUGAAGUAGCGUGCCAGUCAGCAGGAGAAUGUAUUGUGAGCCAAGACUGUGGAGCUGAUUUUCGGUGUGAGGAGACUGGUCGCUGCAUUAAACGCCACCUUGUAUGCAAUGGAGAACCGGAUUGCAGAGAUCAAUCUGAUGAGGCAAGUUGUGAGGAUGCUGAAAGAUUCUGCGAUGAUUUGGAUCCAGUCCCCGGGAUCAGUAAAGCUGCACAGGGAUACAAUAUUCUUACACAAAAAGAGGCACAGAUAGUGUACGAUCCUGCAUUCUAUGGAGGCCAGUGUGAAUCUGUCUAUAAUGGAGAAUGGCGAGAAUUGAAGUAUGAUGCGGCAUGUGAACGUCUGUAUUACGGGGAUGAUGAGAAAUAUUUCCGAAAGCCAUAUAACAUCCACUACUAUCAGUUCCUUGCACAUGCUGAUUCUGGCUUUUCUUCAGAGUAUUUCGAUGAUGCCAAGGACCUACUGAAUGCCAUAAAAAAGGACACCUCUCGAAGUUAUGGCUUUACAUUUGGCAUAAGCCCUGAAGAUGUCCCUUUGUCUCUGAGUAUAGGCAUUGGCUUAUCAAAGGGUGAGGGGACCCUGAGAAAUUUUACUGAAUACGCAGCAAAGAAUGUUGGAUUUAUUCGAGCUCGUACCAAAGUACAGACAGCCCGUUUCAAGAUGAGAAGAGGUGACAUUGUCCUGGAUGAAGAGAUGCUUCAGUCUCUGAUGGAGCUUCCAGAUCAGUACAACUACGGAAUGUAUGCCAGGUUCAUUAAUGAGUAUGGCACCCACUUUAUGACAUCUGGGACCAUGGGAGGCAUAUUCGAAUACAUCCUUGUGGUCAACAAAGAUGAGAUGAGAAAAAGAGGGGUUACAAGGGACAUGGUAAGCUCCUGUUUUGGUGGAUCCUUAGGGUUAGGCUAUAACCUUGACGACGCAGACAUAACCAUAGGUGCCAAGGUGUCCUUCAAACGCUGCUCAAAGGAUGCAGGCCAACACACAGACCCUCAAAAGGAAAAGGCAGUCAUCGAGGAUAUUAUUCCCCGGGUUCGAGGCGGAGACGCAGCCUCGAUUGGAAGGCUGAUGGGAAGCUGGAACGCCAAUGCAUACCGUUAUUGGGGGAGGUCAUUAAAACUUAAUCCCACUGUUAUUGAUUUUGAGCUGCAACCCAUAACUGAAAUACUGCCUAGAACCAACCUUGCCAAUAUUGAAGCCAAAAGGCAAAACCUGAAGAGAGCUUUGGAUGAAUACUUAAUCGAGUUCAGUGCCUGCCGCUGUGGGCCAUGCCAGAACAACGGUGAACCGGUGCUGAUGGGGUCCUCCUGUGUUUGCGAGUGCCAGCAGGGUUCAGAAGGCCCAGCGUGUGAGAACACAAGACAGAGGGGUCGUCCAACAGAUGGUGGUUGGAGCUGCUGGACACUAUGGACUCCCUGCGAAGCUGGAUCUAGAAGGCGGACAAGACAGUGUAUCAACCCAGUUCCUCAAAAUGGUGGAGCCAUGUGCGCAGGGAAGAGUGUAGAAAUACAGGGAUGCUAACAUCU
Molecule: messenger RNA, 1891 nt
Organism: Podarcis raffonei (Aeolian wall lizard)
Lineage: Eukaryota; Metazoa; Chordata; Lepidosauria; Squamata; Lacertidae
Gene: C8A
Product: complement C8 alpha chain
Exons: 11
Coding region: 90-1886 (598 amino acids)
Biological process (GO): immune response
Cellular component (GO): membrane attack complex
Molecular function (GO): protein binding
Source: RefSeq, a predicted model, not a curated record